AUGUCCGUUGUAAACGCAUUUGAGACGAGCAAAAUUGUUCCUGAUGUUAUCCCGUCAGCGCCAACCGCUUUAAUUGGGUUGAAAUACCCAAGCGGUGCCGAAGCUAAGCUCGGCAAUGAGUUAACUCCAACCCAAGUAAAAGACCAGCCUACCGUCACCUUCGACGCUGAUCCUAAAGCUUACUACACUCUUAUUUUUACUGAUCCCGACAACUACGAUGGCCCGGAACAAGUGUACCGGGAGUGGCACCACUGGCUAGUUGUAAACAUUCCCGGAAACGACGUUACGGCUGGCGAAGUUCUGUCCGGCUACAUCGGCUCCGGACCACCGGAAGGCACUGGCAUCCACCGUUACGUUUACAUUCUGUACAAGCAGCCCGGAAAACUCACCUUUGAUGAGACGAAACUGACCAACAAGUCAAUCGAAGGUCGCGCCGCGUUCUCAACAAAGAAGUUUGCGGAGAAGUACAAUCUCGGCGCGCCCGUCGCUGGCAACUUCUACCGCGCCCAGUUCGACGACUAUGUGCCCCAGCUUUACAAGAGCUUGGGAGCUUGA
Molecule: messenger RNA, 555 nt
Organism: Parnassius mnemosyne (clouded apollo)
Lineage: Eukaryota; Metazoa; Arthropoda; Insecta; Lepidoptera; Papilionidae
Source: the annotation of a GenBank genome assembly